ACAGAUGACAUUGUAAUAAAUUUGUGCCCAGAGUCAAUGUGACAGUGAAAAAUAGCUUGCUUCGUCAUACAUGGUAACGGGUUUGCAGAGAUAUCUUUUAACAAAGAUUCUCCAAUGUAAGGAUAAAAAAAUACCUCACGCGACGAUAAUGCUAAAAAAAUCGCUUCAAAGUCCACCUGAGAAAAAAUUAAAACCAAAUCAAGGCUCGGUUAAUUUGAUUAAAAACUCGAAGUUUUCUACUGAACAUAACCUCAACACAGACACGAUGAUCAUUGACAAAAUGCAAACGGAAAAUCAGACACAGGAAAACUCUGUCUGCGUUACAAAGCAGUUAGGAGUGAAAGUUACUUAUUUAGAAACACCUGUUAAAUCUGAGAAUGACAUGAAAGAAUACAGAGUGAUUCAAUUAGAAAAUGGUUUAACUGCUCUGCUAAUUGCUGAUCUACACUCAUUUCAAGAUGACAAAAAUGAUGAUAAAGUGGAUGUAAUAAGUACGAUAAAUGAAGAGGAAGACGAUGAAGAAACUGAUAGUGAAGAGGAUGAAGAAGAAGAGAGUGAAGAAGAAAGUGACAUAGAGAAUAAUCAGUCAGAUUGUGAUAAAGAAGUUGAAGAUUCUUGUGUUUGCACUAAACGAAUAAAAAGAGAAGAGAAAAUGGCAGCUUGUGGAUUAUCAGUGGGUGUAGGAAGCUUCAGUGAUCCACCAGAAAUUCCAGGUUUGGCACAUUUUUUGGAGCACAUGGUUUUCAUGGGAUCAGAAAAAUAUUCUCAGGAAAAUGAUUUUGAUACAUUUAUUAAAAAAAGAGGUGGAUCGGAUAAUGCCUCCACUGAAUGUGAAUUAACAACCUUCUAUUUUGAAGUACAAGAAAAAUAUCUUUUAUCUGCACUUGAUCGUUUUGCUCAAUUUUUUAUUAAACCUUUAAUGAAGAAGGAUGCUAUAACCAGAGAACGUGAAGCUGUAGAAAGUGAAUUUCAGAUGGCUUUACCUUCUGAUUUUUGUAGAGAAGAACAGUUAUUUAGUAGCUUUGCUCAGCUGAAUCAUCCAGCAACAAAAUUUAGUUGGGGUAAUUUGAUUACAUUACGAGAUAAUGUAACAGAUGAAAAGCUCUAUGAAGAAUUGCAUAAGUUCAGAGAGCGUCACUAUAGUGCUCACAGAAUGAAACUUGCUAUACAGGCCAGGCUUCCACUUGAUGUAUUAGAAGACUAUGUGGUACAAUGUUUUGCAAAUGUACCAAAUAAUAAUUUACCACCUGAUGAUUUUACUCAGUUUAAAGGCGCAGAUUCAUUUAAUACAUCAUGUUUCAGAAAAAUUUAUAAAAUCAAACCUAUAAAAGAUGUCUGCCAAGUGAAGCUAACAUGGUCCAUGCCACCCCUUCAUGAUUUGUAUAAAAGCAAACCACAUCAAUACCUUUCCUGGAUCAUAGGAUAUGAAGGCAAAGGUUCUUUAAUUAGUUAUUUAAGGAGGAACAUGUGGUGUCUUAAGAUUUUUAGCGGAAAUGAAGAAAGUGGUUUCGAACAUAAUUCAAUGUACGCGCUGUUCAGCUUAUCUUUAAUGUUGACUGAGCAAGGAUACAAUCAUUUGCCGGAAGUAUUGAAUGCCAUAUUUUCAUUUAUCAAUUUAAUGCAUAAAGAAGGGCCACAGAAAAGAAUUUAUGAUGAGAUCUAUCAAAUUAAACAAAUGAAUUUCAUAUACGCAGAAGAGUCUCCAUCAGCAGAGUAUGUGGAAGCUUUAUGUGAAAACAUGCACUAUUAUCCACCUCUUGAUUAUAUCACUGGAAGUGAUUUAUAUUUUGAAUACAAUCCAGAAGCUAUACGAGGAUGCUUAAAUUAUUUAACACCCGAUGACGUAAACAUUAUAAUUUUUAAUAAAAAGUUUAAUGAUGAAGAAUUUGAUAAAGUAGAACCUUGGUUCAAAACCAAAUACACUGAUAUGGAGAUCCCUCAGGAGUGGAUAGAAUGUUGGAAGACUAUUGAACCUUUACCUGAAUUUCAUUUACCCUUACCCAAUGUGUUUCUCACAGAUGAUUUCAGUUUAAUUACAAUACCACCUGGUGUGCCUAAGUAUCCCAUAAAAAUCUAUUCAGACGAAAUAACCGAAAUUUGGUAUCGGCCUGAUCCGAAGUUUGGUUUACCUGAAUGUUAUAUGUAUUUUUGUAUUAUAUCACCAAUGGCUGUUUGUUCACUGAAAAGCGCAGUUUUGAUGGAUUUAUUCGUUGCUAUAUUAAACCAAUUAUUAGUGGAAACAUUGUAUCCAGCGACAGUUGCUGAAUUAAACCACGAUAUUUACACGGAUGAAAAGGGUAUUAUGCUUAAAGUAAAUGGAUUCAAUCAGAAAUUACCUCUUCUACUGACGAAUAUUGCAAAGUAUAUAGCUGAUUUUCCAACAUUGAUAAACAAAGAAUUUUUUGAUGUAAUGAAAGAAGAACAAAUUAAAGCAUAUUAUAAUAAUUUUGUAAAGCCCAAAAUGUUAGUUCGAGAUGUGAGAGCAUCAAUUCUUAUGCUAGUUCAUUGGAUGGCAGCGGAUAAGCACGUUGCAAUUCAUAAUGUGGAAUUUGCUGAAUUCCAGAAUUUUGUUAGACAUUUUACUGACCACAUUUAUAUUCAGUCUUUAGUACAAGGAAAUAUGGCCAAGGAUGAUGUGAUUAAAAACGUUCAGGAAUUUGUUAAAGCACUUAAAUGUGGACCAUUGUUGCCUAAUACUAUGCCACAGAUGAGAGUGGUGCAAAUACCAGUCGGUUCACACUAUUGCAAAGUAAAGAAUUUCAAUAGUACGGAUGUAAACUCUGUAGUGAUGAAUUACUAUCAAUCUGGUAUUUCAUCCAUCAAGUUAUUAGUCAUUAUCGAAUUAUUAAUUAUGAUCAUGGAGGAACCUCUUUUUAAUCAACUGAGGACACAAGAACAACUAGGUUACAAUGUUUUUUGUUUAUUAAGAGAUACUUUCGGUAUUCUUGGUUAUUCCAUCACUGUAUAUACUCAAGCGGAUAAGUAUAGCACUGAACACGUGGAUAGUAGAAUAGAAGCAUUUUUAGAGAUGUUUAAUAAUAUUCUGAAAGAGACUUCAGAGAAGGAUUUAGACAGUGUUAAGGAAGCAGUGAUAACAUUAAAACAGUGUGCGGAUAUACAUCUGAAAGAAGAAGUUGAUAGGAACUGGUCGGAAAUUAUAACUGGAGAUUAUAUGUUUGAGAGAAUAGAGAAUGAAUUAAAUAUGAUAGAGCACAUCAAGAUUGAUGAAUUGAGGGAAUGGAUAAAGUCUCACACAAUUAAUGGCAGUAAUUUUAGAAAAUUAAGUGUGCAUGUGGUUGGAAGUGAUAAAUCAUCUGAUACACAGAAUAAUGGAAAUGAAUUGCACGUGAAUGAAACUGAUUCUAACUUAAAAACAGAAAAACAUGGAAAUGUAAAAUAUUCAUUGAUUUACAUUCCUGCCAUGGAAAAGACUGAUAAAUCUUUGGUUCACAUCACUGAUAUUCAGGAGUACAAAAACAAACUGUAUAGCUAUCCUGUAAAUCACAUCACUUUAUGA
Molecule: messenger RNA, 3517 nt
Organism: Eufriesea mexicana
Lineage: Eukaryota; Metazoa; Arthropoda; Insecta; Hymenoptera; Apidae
Product: nardilysin
Exons: 14
Coding region: 71-3517 (1148 amino acids)
Biological process (GO): proteolysis
Molecular function (GO): metalloendopeptidase activity; metal ion binding
Source: RefSeq, a predicted model, not a curated record